Mugil cephalus (flathead mullet) is the source of this 1713-nucleotide messenger RNA. It is a transcript of the gene zcchc4, whose product is annotated as zinc finger, CCHC domain containing 4. NCBI's taxonomy places the organism in Eukaryota, Metazoa, Chordata, Actinopteri, Mugiliformes, Mugilidae. Gene Ontology annotation, biological process: rRNA methylation. The transcript has 13 exons. The coding region runs from base 121 to 1605 and encodes 494 amino acids. Gene Ontology annotation, molecular function: zinc ion binding; nucleic acid binding; rRNA (adenine-N6-)-methyltransferase activity. The record is from RefSeq and is a predicted model, not a curated record. Gene Ontology annotation, cellular component: cytoplasm; nucleolus.
ACGUCAAUUUGGUGCGACUGAUAGAAACGGCAUGGCAGCUUCCUUCGCCCUGACAGACUGAAUCUCCCUCGCGUUUACAAGUUUUAAAGUAAACCCGCUUAACAGUUGAAUCUUCACAACAUGGAUAUAACCGAGGAACACGAGGAAAGUCUCGGAAUAGAAGUUAUUCUUCCCCAGGACGGUAAAACGGCGCCAUGUUGUCCGCAUGGUCCAACCCUGCUGUUUGAAAAGGUGUCCAAAGGAGGAGAGACAGGCAGGAGGUUUUAUGCCUGCUCGGCCUGUCGAGACAGAAAAGACUGCAACUUCUUCCAGUGGGCCGAUGAAAAGGUGUCGGAGGUCAGGCUGUCGGCCAGGGAGGCAGAGAACCGCUCGAAGAGGCCUCCUUUCAGCCAGAAGGAGUACUGUAACAGGUUCCGAAAGUUCGCCUCCCUCCCUCUCCAUGAGAAGAAGUUCUGUCAGGACUGCCAGAUUCUGCUGCUGCCCGGAGAGCUCGCCGACCACUCGGCCCACAGGGCGGCAGCCGUCACCGCCGCUCAGCUGAGGAGGCCCAGCGCGGUGCUGCGUCCGCUGGCCAACAAGAAGAGCAACGCCCAGUACCUGUUCACCGACCGCAGCUCGCACUUCCUCCUCGACACCCUGGCCGCUCUGGGCUACAUGAAGGUGCUCUGCGUGGGAACUCCCAGACUGCAGGAGCUGAUCAAGCUGCGAAACCUGGAGCCCAAACAUAAACCAAUGAAGAGCCUGCUGCUAGACAUCGACUUCAGAUACGCCCAGUUCUACAGCCAGGAUGAGUUUUGUCAUUACAACAUGUUCAACCAUCAUUUCUUUGGAGGGGCGGCGUCCAGUGCAGUCCUGGAGGCCUUCCUCCAAGAGUCUGAUGGGGAGAAGGUGGUGAUGGUGGCUGACCCUCCGUUCGGCGGCCUGGUGAAGCCUCUGGCCAACAGUUUCUCUGUGAUAUCACAGACAUGGAGGAAGCAGCAGAGUUCUGACAGCAGUAACGUUGAGAUGCCCAUGAUGUGGAUCUUUCCAUACUUUUUUGAGCCUCGCAUCCUGGAGUGUCUCCCCUCGUUCGUCAUGCUGGACUACCAGGUGGACUAUGACAACCACCCUCUGUAUAAACAUGGGAAGACGGGCAGGAAGCAGUCUCCCGUCAGACUCUUCACCAAUAUUUCAGCCAGAGAUGUCAUCCUGCCAAAAGAGGAAGGCUACAGGUUUUGCUCCAAAUGUGAGAGAUACGUCUGGUCCCUGAACAAACACUGUUCUAAAUGCAACCUCUGCCCAUCCAAGGAUGGCCGUGAAUGGAAGCACUGCUCGACGUGUGAGAAAUGCGUGAAACCAUCCUGGAAACACUGCCAGUCCUGUGGCCGCUGUGCCCUCCCCGACCACCCAUGUGGAGAUGGGAAGGAGGGCUGCUUUAACUGUGGCAGCCUGCAGCACAAGCGCAAAGCCUGCCCUCUAAAAGACACACACCGGAUCAGCAGUCGUCUGCCAAAAGCCAAGAGCGGAGGACUAAAAGGAUCCCGUCGUCCUCUAUCCAAGCCGAAAGCUAAGAGGAAGUCGGGCGCAGCUCGCAGAGCAAAGAAGUUGGCUGCUCAGUCCGUGUGACCUUAGCUUUUCAUAUGUGCAAUCUAUAAUGGAUAUUUCUAUAGUGGCUUUUGUUGAAAAUGUUGUACUGUAGAACAAUGAAAAAGAAAUAUAAAGACUGAAUUCUGA